Trachymyrmex septentrionalis is the source of this 997-nucleotide messenger RNA. RefSeq names its product putative gamma-glutamylcyclotransferase CG2811. Gene Ontology annotation, molecular function: gamma-glutamylaminecyclotransferase activity. Bases 122 to 745 code for a protein of 207 amino acids. Lineage: Eukaryota; Metazoa; Arthropoda; Insecta; Hymenoptera; Formicidae. The transcript has 4 exons. The record is from RefSeq and is a predicted model, not a curated record.
UGAAAAUCUUAUCUUAUCUCACAAUGCUCAGUACGUGAUACCCUCUGUAUCGAGGGUAUCCGAGCAUGAGCUUUGUACCACAACGAGGCUGCGUCACUUUCGGUCGUUGCACUUCGCGAAAAUGUUGCUGCACAUCGCUACCGUUGCUGUACUCGUUAAUAUCGCCAUUAUAGAGCUGGAUUCCUUUUACUCCCUUCCGCCGAAGAAGAAUUCGGACAUAGAUUUCUUAUCAGACGAGAGUCCGCUGCACCGCGUAUUCGUGUACGGCACGUUGAAACGAGGCGAGCCGAAUCACGGCCUCAUGAAGGACACCGCUCAUGGCUACGCCAAGUUCCUAGGCCUCGGCAAAACAACGAUCCAGUAUCCUUUGGUGAUCGCCACGAAGUACAACAUUCCGUUCCUGCUGAAAAAACCCAAUACUGGCAAUUACGUGUUCGGAGAGAUAUACGAUGUAGAUUCCAACAUGUUGAAGAGAUUGGACGAGUUGGAGGAGCACCCGAAAUUGUACGAGCGAACGGAAGAAACAGUUUUACUGGCGUCGAAGGCUGCGCUUAAGCUUGGAAAAACUUUUGAGGAGGUCAACGAGUCGACGAAAGCCUGGAUAUACUUUCUGCCCAAAUUCAAGUCCUCUUUACUAGACGGUGCCAUGUACGAAUCUUACUCUAACAACGGAAGUCAUGGGCUGAAGUAUUGCGAGAAGUACGUUCGCGAUCCGUCCUACGAUCACAGAAAAGAGGUGCUAUAAAUCAUUGCCGGCAACUUUUGUCUCUUUUUGCAGCUACGAGGAGGCGGCGAGCCUCGAUGACGUUCUUUGAAUGUUCAAUUGGAUGCGCAGACAUGACAAGCGCACUCUCAUAAUAGAUACCGUUAAUCCUUGUAAAUUCGGGGAAAGUAACGGUAGACAACAAUGAGUAACUUAUAAGGCUGUUUUGUAUAAUCCUACACACAGUGGCAUAAAGUUUUAAAGCUAUGUCUUUAAGAGGAAGCAACUCCAUCU